Molecule: messenger RNA, 3850 nt
Organism: Zootoca vivipara (common lizard)
Lineage: Eukaryota; Metazoa; Chordata; Lepidosauria; Squamata; Lacertidae
Gene: PLOD1
Product: procollagen-lysine,2-oxoglutarate 5-dioxygenase 1
Biological process (GO): peptidyl-lysine hydroxylation
Cellular component (GO): endoplasmic reticulum
Molecular function (GO): procollagen-lysine 5-dioxygenase activity; iron ion binding; L-ascorbic acid binding
Source: RefSeq, a predicted model, not a curated record
UUGUUUAUUGCGUGGCACAGCAGCCCCGGGACGGCUGGGAGGGACUUGUGCAGAGCCGAGUUGCAUCCCAGAUGCCUUUCCCUCUCCCCCGCGAAAAGUGAGAGCUACUUUUGCCCCCAAGGAAGCAGGGAGCCGUUCCCACGAUGCCCCUCCGAUCCCAGAUCCUGCUGAUCCUGCUCUUCUUCGCCGCCCAGGGCACCCACGGAGGAGCCAAGCGACAGGAAGAUAAUUUAUUGGUUCUUACUGUGGCCACCAAGGAGACGGAAGGAUUCAAACGGUUCAGAAGAUCAGCCCAGUUCUUCAACUACAAUGUCAAGGUCCUAGGAUUAGGAGAAGAGUGGCACGGAGGAGAGAAUAAAAGGACGACAGGAGGUGGUCAGAAGAUCCGUCUCUUAAAGUCAGCUUUGGAAGAAUAUGCAGAGAAGGAGGAUUUGGUCAUCCUCUUCACAGAGAGCUAUGACGUCAUAUUUGCUUCAGGCCCGGCAGAACUCCUGAAGAAAUUCAGGCAAGCGAAGGCCAAAGUCGUCUUCUCGUCGGAGACCCUAAUCUACCCCGACCGAAGGCUGGAAGCAAAGUACCCCCAGGUCCAGGAAGGGAAGCGAUUCCUCGGAUCCGGAGCGUUCAUAGGCUACGCUUCACACCUCUACAAGCUUGUAGCAGAUUGGGAGGGUCUUGACAGUGAUAGCGACCAGCUGUUUUAUACGAAAGUCUUCUUGGAUCCAGAAAAACGGACCAACAUCAAUAUCACUUUGGAUCACAGGUGUCGGAUAUUUCAAAACCUGAAUGGCGCCCUAGAUGAGGUGGUCCUGAAGUUUGAGAACGGGCGCGUGAGAGCACGGAACCUCGCAUUUGACACCCUCGCGGUUGUCAUUCAUGGCAACGGCCCCACCAAGCUGCAGCUGAACUACCUGGGGAACUACAUCCCUCGUACCUGGACCUUUGAGACGGGCUGCACCAUUUGCAACGAAAGCUUGAAGAGCCUUGCAGACCUGAAAGAAGAUGUGCUGCCUGUUGUCCUGAUUGGCAUCUUUGUCGAGCAGCCCACCCCGUUCCUCACCCCGUUCUUCCAGCGCCUGCAGAAGCUGCGCUACCCCAAGAAACGGAUCCAGCUUUUCAUCCACAAUCGGGAGGAGCAUCACCUCGACCAGGUAGAGGAGUUUGUGAACGAACACGGGCAAGAAUACCGCUCUGUCAAAGUAGUUGGGCCAGAUGACCAUGUGGAGAAUGCUGAUGGCCGGAACAUGGGCAUGGACCUGUGCAGGCAAGACCCAGUCUGUGAAUAUUACUUCAGCCUGGAUGCCGAAGUGGUGCUGAAGAACCCUGAUGUAUUGCGGAUCUUGAUCGAACAGAACAAAUUUGUGAUUGCCCCACUUGUGAGCCGUCUUGGGAAGCUGUGGUCAAAUUUCUGGGGGGCCCUGAGUGCCGACGGUUACUACGCCCGCUCAGAGGACUAUGUGGAUAUCGUCCAGGGGCGCCGGAUUGGCCUGUGGAACGUCCCAUACAUCUCCAGCGUCUACCUGAUAAAAGGCAGCAUCCUGAGAUCGCAGCUCGCUCAGACCGACGUUUUCCACAGUGGCAAGCUAGAUGCAGACAUGGCUCUCUGCCACAACAUCCGGGAACAGGGGAUCUUCCUCUUUGUGACAAAUCAGCAACAGUUUGGCCAUAUCCUCUCCCUGGAGACUUAUCAGACAAGCCACCUGCACAAUGAUCUCUGGCAGAUCUUCAGCAACCCGGAGGACUGGAAGGAGAAAUACAUUCACGAAAACUACACCGCAGCCUUGAAAGGGAAGCUGGUAGAAACGCCCUGCCCAGAUGUUUACUGGUUUCCGAUAUUUACCAACACAGCUUGCGAUGAACUCGUAGAAGAGAUGGAGAAUUUUGGCCAGUGGUCCAAGGGAGGCAACACGGACACCCGGAUCCUGGGGGGAUACGAAAACGUCCCGACGAUCGAUAUCCACAUGAACCAGAUCAACUUUGAACGGGAGUGGUACAAGUUUCUCCUGGAGUACAUCGCCCCCAUUACGGAGAAGCUGUACCCUGGGUACUACACCAAGACCCAGUUUGAGCUGGCCUUUGUCGUCCGGUACAAACCCGAUGAGCAGCCUUCGCUGAUGCCGCACCAUGACGCCUCCACUUUCACCAUCAACAUUGCCUUGAACCACGUCGGAAUAGAUUAUGAAGGCGGAGGCUGUCGGUUCCUGAGGUACAACUGCUCCAUCAGAGCGCCCCGGAAGGGGUGGACUCUCAUGCACCCCGGCCGCCUGACCCAUUACCACGAGGGCCUCCCCACCACCAAAGGGACCCGCUACAUUGCUGUGUCCUUUCUUGACCCCUAGAGCUGCCUCUUCCGGAAGGACAGAGAACGGGGAGGGGGAAUCCUUUCCUCCCAUUUUUAUGCCUCUGCAGGAAAAGCUCCACCAGGAAUGAGGAAUCCCUUGAAUUUACGGAAAGGAUUGGAGACAGAUCCUUCAUGUCUGCGCCCCACCUCUUGAGGAGGGUGUCCGUUCCAAAGUCGGGGGAGAGAUCCUGGUGUUCUAGGCAGAAUAUUUCCUCCUCCUAAUUAGCAUCCUUCCUCCUAAUUAACCUUUAACAUACGGCAGGAUCCUUUGGAAAUUUAUCCUGCUCCAGCCUUGCUGACCCCCCCCCCCAAUUUUGUUCCAGAAGGAGAGCUGCCUCAACUGAUCCUGCCCACCGUUCUGCCAUCAUACCUGGUGCUCGGAAUUCCCCAGUCGGGGAAGCCACCUCCAUUUAGCCUCCAGCCUCUGAUUCUGCUUUUGUAGCAUCUAUUCAGAGACAGCCCAAAGUGUUUCAGGCUGCGCGCACACCAUAUCUUUAAACCACAUGGUUCCCUCGAUCCCAAGAAUCCUGGGAAAUGUAGUUAAGUGUAAACUGCACUUCUCAUGGUUGUUGUUGUUGUUUUGGGAGGGGGGAGCCAUGUGCUUUCAAUGUGCCACUGUGUACACAGCCCUAGACUUCCAGGCAGAACAUCCAAAUGGUGCCUCCCAGUUACUGGUAAAUAUCUAAUAAUAAGGGGACCCAGGUGGCGCUGUGAGUUAAACCACUGAGCCUAGGGCUUGCUGAUCAGAAGGUCGGUGGUUCAAAUCUCUGUGAUGGGGUGAGCUCCCGUUGCUUGGUCCCAGCUCCUGCCAACCUAGCAGUUCGAAAGCACGUCAAAAUGCAAGUAGAUAAAUAGGAACCGCUACAGCGGGAAGGUAAACGGCGUUUCCAUGUGCUGCUCUGGUUUGCCAGAAGCGGCUUUGUCAUGCUGGCCACAUGACCUGGAAGCUAUACGCCGGCUCCCUCGGCCAAUAACGCGAGAUGAGCGCGCAACCCCAGAGUCGGUCACGACUGGACCUAAUGGUCAGGGUCCCUUUACCUAUCUAAUAAUAAACUGAAUAAUUUUGCGAUUUGGUCCCCUUUCUCUGCAUCCCAGUGGCAGCCACAACUCCCCACCUCCCCCCGCCCUAACCUACACUGAAGUGGUAAGGCAAUGGCAGAAUGGAAACAUUAGCUGACUUCACUUCCUCCUUUUCUGCAAAGUGGGCAAGAGAAAGUCAAGUCAGGCUUAACAUUGGAUCAGUGGAGGCACCAAUUUGCUAGGCAAAUUCCUAGCAUUCUAGGAAUUUCUCCCCUGGGUCUGACGGCACACCUAAAACAGAUCGAAGGCAGGCCCCAGAGAGGCACUUUCCAAGAGCUGUACUGUACGUAUUUAUUUGGGAAAGUUGGCCCCUUUCUUAGUAGGAUGUCUAGUUUCCCUGCGCAAAAGUUGUACAGAUUUCGACCAGAGAUUUUUACAGUAAAAAGUUUACAAAAACAAAUGAGACAAAUGUUGGUUUUCUUUACCGGUGGG